AAAUAUUUUCUGACUUGGCUUUCAAUGUUCAAACUUCAAAAAAAUAAACCAAAAAUAGUUAAAGAAAGAGAACAACAUUUCUAGGUUUCAAAAGAAAGAGGCUUUUUGUUCCUCUUCAAUCUUCUUCUCCAAAUGGACUCAACAUCCACUGAUGAAAAUCUUGUUGAAGAGAGAGAAGAGCUGAUGGUGUUUCCCAGUGAGAGUAACAAUCGACUUAUCAUAAAAAAGACCCCUCUUUUAAAACCCCAUGUCACCACCAUUGAUGGGUCUGAAGCUGUGAUGCUUCGUCCAGCUCCUUCUCCCAACUUAAAGGCGUCGUCUUUGUGUGUUUCCUUUUCUGGGUGGAGGUUACCGAACAAAAAAUUCAAGUCUUGGGCUCGAAAAAUGGCUGCUUUGCACAAACCCACUUGGGUAAAAUCUGGUAUUUUCGAAGCGAUCGAAUCAUCGACUUACAAAAUCCUUAAAAAUCCGUCCUUGAUCCUCACUCUCGCUCAAAAAUGGAGCCCCGAAGCUAAAUCCUUCGUCUUCCCUUGGGGCGAAGCAACGAUAACCCUCGAGGAUGUAGCUGUGCUUCUGGGUUUUUCCGUUCUAGGUUCGUCUGUAUCUGCUCCUCUCGACAUCUCAGGAAUCGAAGAAGCCGUUGAGAAACUGGAGAAACGAAGACAGGAGAGCAAGAAGCAGGUUUCAUGGAUCUCAAGCUUUGUAGAUGAUCAAAUGGAGCAUGAAGCUUUCCUUGUGUUAUGGCUUUCGAAUUUCGUGUUUCCUGAUAAAUCUGGCCGUUCGAUUUCGAAAGACGUUUUCCCCAUUGCCGUUCGUCUAGCCAGAGGUGAAAGGAUUGCUCUUGCGCCUGCGGUUCUCGCAAGCCUCUACAGAGAUUUGGGUAAAUUCAAAGCUUUAGCCUCUAAACGAAAGGUUAAGCUCGACUCGCUGUUUAAGUUGGUCCAAGUGUGGAUAUGGGAGAGAUUCAAGAGCAUGAGACCAGAAGCUAAAGUGAUACCAAGGGGUAAGCCUAGAAUUGCUCGAUGGAAUGGUCUGAAACAGAGAUCUAAGAACGUGGGACUGUUUCUUCUUGAUGAUUUUGAUUGGCGUCCGUAUACUAAACCUUUAAUGAACUGGAACCCACCUCGGUGUUACAGUGAAGAAGCUAAGAAAGUGAGCGUUGAUGAUGAUGAUGAGUUGGUUUCGUUUGCUCGAUGUGAGAGUUUCCAAGCUUGUUGGGAUUGGUUUUACAGAGGAGUAUUAUCCAAAUCGAGUGGCGAUGCAAUUCGGAUUGCCUCAAGAAAAUCUUCCUGGUUCAGUUACUAAUCAUAGCAGCAACGAAGCAUGUGAGGAUUACAAUAGGCCUCGUGAUGGUUCAAAGCAAUGCAUUCCUUCUCGUCUUACCAAAGCUUCAGUUACUGCUGCCAGAUACCGAGACUGGUGGAUGAAAUCAGUUUCCGAAAUGCAGACCAAAACUUUCAAUGCAAGCAAUACAGGUGAUGAUGAUGAUGUACCUCUUAAGGUACUGCCAUUGAGCCAGGUCUUUCAGAAGUUGGGAGAUGGAAAGAAGAAAGAUGAGCAUUUGACUAACAAGCGACGCAAGCGAGCUCGUGAGGAUGACAACGAGAGUGCAGUGGAUUGUUGUGAGACACAAGAUGAAGAAGAAGGCGAUGAUAGCAUUGCCAUUGCUCAGAAAAUCAAAUCUAGAAAGAAGUGUGGUGAUGCAAAGGAUACUGGAGGAGAAAGAAGUAGACUUGAAGUUGAUUGCAAUGUUUCAGGCCUUCCUCAAAAGCUUUCUCCUAGAGAUGAACACAGCCCUUCAGAUCCUAAUGUUGCUUCUGUUGGAGUAGCUGAGAAGGAAGAAGACGAUAACAUGACCAUUGCUCAGAUUGUCAAAUCUAGUAAGUAAUAUAGUGAUGCUGUAGAGAAUACUGAAGGAGGAGGAGAUGCUUAUGGUGGACUUGAGGUGAGUUACAAUGUUUCAGGCCUUGCUCAAAAGCUUGCUUCUGGAGAUGAAUCUGUAGCAACCCCAGAAACAGAGCAGAUUAGUGAAGGGAAUCCUUCUAAUGGAGCAGCUGAGAAGGAAGAGGAAGAUGAUGUUAGUGAUGAUGAGAGAUUGAAGCAGAGAAAAAUUGCAGCAAUAUGGGAGCUAGCAUUGACGCUUGAAGCACGUAUGUUGAAGGUGGAGAAGAAUUUGGCAGAGAUUAAACAAAGGAAGAUGAGAAAAAUCCUCACCAAAACUCCAGUUUCUGCUUAGGCUAUAUCGUCGCUUUUGCAGCUUCUCUUACUAAAGACGAAGAAGCUAUGUACAUUCCUCUCUGCUAAAUGAUAAUUUUGUAUUUAGAAACUUAAAUAUCAUCUAAUCAUAGAUUAAUGGACUUAAAGUAUUCUUAUAUAUGUUUUACUUAUCCACUUUCACAUUUCUACUUCUUCUUCUCCAAUGAUUGCUCUCUCACUCACACUCACAUCAUUACCUUUCUUCUACGCGCUUCCCUCGACUACGUUCAAGUCACGCGCCUCUCCUCCACGUAUCGCCGCCUCUUUGUCUCUUUCCAGAAGACCGGACCUUCGUCGACUAUAUCGCCGACAAUCAAUUGAGGCCAUGUCCCGUGACGUCCGCAUUUCCGAUUCACCGCAGGUGAUGGAAUUGGUAGAUGAAUCUGAUUUCCAGAAGCUUCUCUCUUCCGAAAACCGGAUCUCCAUCACCGGAUUCGGUUCUCUUCUCUCCGAGAGAAGCGCGAGGAGCACUUUCCCAGAUUUGGAGAAUUUCAGAGUCGCGAAACUGGAAGGAUUCCGGCGAGUCUUCGCCCACGCCGCCCCGAUCUUCUUCGAACGCGGGAUCGCUAAUCCAGAAACUAAGGUUGUUCCUGAAACAAUGGAAGGCAAACCUUUCACCAAUUCUGCGGUACUUUGUGCUCGAUACAGUGAUGAGGAGUUUUUCCAGAUUCGAUGUAAAGGAAACAAAGAGAUUUACUUUCAGCAUUACGGAAGAUUCAACAUCGACAAGAUAUGGCGGGACGACAUCUUACCUUGUCGUGUCUAUCUAAGGCACUGUGUAUUGGCAGCAAAGAAUCUGGGAGAUGAAGCUUACAAUAACUUUCUGGAUCAUACAUACUUGGGAGAUCGAAGAACAACCAUCAGAGAGUAUUUAAGUAGCACAGGUUCUGGAAUCAUUGAAGAAGAACCACCUGAGGCUCUCAAGUCCAGAUAUGGCGGUUGAUCAAAUAACCAUGAAAGAAAAAGAAGAUAAACUUCUACAAAACUUUAAACGUUAUAAAAAUAAUCAUUUAAAAAGAAUACCUUAAAUUUUAAUUUUAGCGAAAUUUGAGUUUUGGCUCAGCUUAUAAUAUCCC
Thlaspi arvense is the source of this 3332-nucleotide messenger RNA. Lineage: Eukaryota; Viridiplantae; Streptophyta; Magnoliopsida; Brassicales; Brassicaceae. The record is from the annotation of a GenBank genome assembly.